Messenger RNA from Oncorhynchus tshawytscha (Chinook salmon), 2178 nucleotides. It is a transcript of the gene ino80b, whose product is annotated as INO80 complex subunit B. Gene Ontology annotation, cellular component: Ino80 complex. The record is from RefSeq and is a predicted model, not a curated record. Gene Ontology annotation, biological process: chromatin remodeling. NCBI's taxonomy places the organism in Eukaryota, Metazoa, Chordata, Actinopteri, Salmoniformes, Salmonidae.
AAUACACGUAAAUAAUCGUAUUGAAACCCGCGAGGAAAAUAUUCCAUUGCUGCUAGCACGUAGCUAGCUAGCUAUUUGUUUUGAUUUCUCGGGCUUGUGUAUUUUCAAAUAAUAACUCAGUCAUUACUGUUCCGUUUGUACAAAUAACUAGCAACUUAACCGAAGGAAAGCAGCUGCAUCCGCACCGUGAAUCAUUGAUUUGUGAGCAACUAAUUUAUCUAAAGGCUAAUGUUAGCUACAGUAGAUAGCUAAUCAUUCCAUCUAGCUAGUCAGUUGUUAUUUGUCACAUCAAACGUGCUUGCAACUGCGUUAGCUAGCAAAGUAGAUGAUUUUCAAUUUACCAGGCUAUCAAAUCGUGUGAAAACUCUCGAGUAGGUGCUCGUGCGUCGAGAAGCUAUCGCGUUUGAUAACACGACUUUUCCGCAAAUAGCUAGAUCAAGGCCAACGACCUUGCUGUGAUGUAAACUUGCAGAACACCUUUGCUUGUUUUGAUUUACAUAUAGUCGUUUUAAUGGGGAAAAGGAAAGACAUGAUCCACCCAAGGUUUCUUUUAGGUGAUGGAGACCACCUGGGGUUACACAGCCUCCAUAGGAGGAAACACAAGAAGCAUAAGAAGCACAAGAAGAAGCAUCACCGUGACGACGGGCACAGCUCCUACUCCGAGGCCCUGGAGUCAUCUUCUGGCAUCCUGAUCAAGCCCCCCACGCAGCUCCGACUCAAGCCCCCGCAGCUCCGACUCAAGCCCCCUACGCAGCUCCGACUCAAGCCCCCACAGCUUCGACUCAAGAUCAAACUGGGAGGCCAAACGCUGGGGACCAAAAGUGUGCCAACAUUCAGUGUGGUCCCUGGUGUAGCCCGCUCCCCGUCUCCUCUGAUGAUCGUGGACGAUGAUGACGACUCGGAUGAUGAUGACGAUGAGGAGCCUUCUGAGGGCGUCCCACUCGAGCAGUACCGGGCCUGGCUUGAUGAGGACAGUAACCUGGACCCGUCUCCUCUGCCAGACAUGGACUCUGACUCCCUGGGGGGACUGGGGGGGCCGGUGGACGAGGAGGAGAAGUGGCUGGACGCCCUGGAGAAAGGAGAGCUGGACGACAACGGAGAGCUGAAGAAGGAGGUCGAUGAGUCACUGCUCACAGCCAGACAGAAAGCCCUCCUGCAUAAGCAACAGAACCAGCCUCUCCUGGAGCUGCCCAUGGGCUACAAGGAGAAGGAGAUGACCGCUGAGAUGAUGCAGAAGAGGGAGGAGCGUGCCCGCAAGAGGCGCCUGCAGGCGGCCAAGAAGGCAGAGGAGAACAAGAACCAGACCAUUGAGAGGCUCACCAAGACCUCGAAGGCCAAGAUCAAGAGCAUGAGGGAACGCAAGUCCAAGCAGGCCCAGUGUCCCAUGGUCCGCUACUGCGACUCGGCCCAGGGAAUGGGGAUUUCCUUUCCCAAGGGGGUGCUAGCCCCCACCCCUGCCCCCCCGUGCCCCCCUCCACCGGCACCGGUAGGGUGCGGAGUAAACGGGUGCAGUAAUCUGAAGAGGUACUCGUGCUCCAAGACGGGGAUCCCUCUCUGUAGUCUGGAGUGCUACAAGAAGAAUCUGGUCCUUGUUGUGGAGAGCGCCACUUGAACUUGACCUCUUUGGAAGGUUUUGGCUUGCUGGCCAUACAGACUCUAGGGCUAAAUCAAAGGACAAGGUGGAUAUUUUUUAUUUAGCAGAUUAUAAAAAUGCUUUUUUUUUCUUGAUAUGUCCAGUAAUUGGUCAUUUCCUCUGCAUUUCUGGUGGCAAACUAAUGACAUAAUUAUGUGUACUUACAAAAGAGAUGAAUGUUGUUCAAAUCAAUGCAUCAGUUAGUCAGUCAAAUUUAGCCCUGAUAACACGCAUCAUAAUAAUGGAGGCUACAGCCACAUUAGCCAGUUUGUAUUUCAUUUCUAGAUCCUCUGUUUGUGGAAAUCCACGUGAUGUAGAUUGUAUAAGAAUUUAACAAGGUAACCUUGUUUUGUGAAAUGAAUCAGCUGAAGUAAAUCAGCUUUUUCCUAAAAUUACAGUGCUCUUUUGCCUGUUGAUCAUGAAGGACUUUCAUUUGUGUAAAUAUAUCGUUAAUGGUUUUGUAUUCAUUUAGGAAGCUGUAAAGCACUGUAUAGCAUCAUGUUAACAUGUUACACACUGUUUGAUAAAUUGAGAAAAUUACCCCA